This is a messenger RNA of Cyprinus carpio (common carp), 4538 nucleotides long. RefSeq names its product mitogen-activated protein kinase-binding protein 1-like. Lineage: Eukaryota; Metazoa; Chordata; Actinopteri; Cypriniformes; Cyprinidae. The record is from RefSeq and is a predicted model, not a curated record. Gene Ontology annotation, molecular function: protein binding.
GAUUAGCGCCGCCUGAGUCAGUGUAGAUUCAAACGCCGCUGAGCGCGACUCGCUCGACUUUACUGUGGUGUUUUACUGCGCUCGUGUGUGAAUGCUGGACUCUGAGGGAUAUGGAGUCUUUCACCAUCAAGAGUCGCAUUAAGAGUCUCCUGCGCUCGCCGUCCAUCAAACUCAGAAAGAGCCGCAGCGACCGCGUCAAAGACAGUCUGUCCAGCAAGGUGACUCUUGAGAAAGUUCUGGGCAUCACGACUGCAGGAAACAGUGGUUUGACAUGCGAUCCUUGUUCAGGGACGGUGGCCUAUCCAGCCGGGUGUGUCGUGGUGUUACUGAACCCAGCCAAAAACACACAACAGCAUCUCAUCAACUCAUCCAGGAAGAGCAUCAGCACGUUGUCGUUCUCGUCAGACGGCCGGUAUCUGGUCACUGGAGAGAGCGGUCAUCUGGCAGCGGUGCGUGUGUGGGACGUGAGCGAGGGCUCGCUGGUCUCUGAGCUGCUGGAGCACAAGUAUGGUGUGUCCUGCGUGGCCUUUUCCCCCAACGGCAAAUACAUCGUGAGCGUGGGAUCUCAGCACGACAUGAGCGUCAACCUGUGGGCCUGGAAGAAGAGCGCUCUGAUAGCGGUCAACAAGGUGUCCAGUAAGGUGACGGCCGUGUCCUUCUCAGAGGACGGGAAUCAUUUCGUCACAGCAGGGAACAGACACGUCCGCUUCUGGUAUCUGGAUCCGUCUCACGCUAAUCAGCAGGCGUGUCCCGUGCCGCUGAUGGGCCGCUCAGGGCUCCUCGGGGAGCUGCAGAAUAACUUCUUCUGUGACGUGGCGUGUGGACGAGGCCUGAGGUCCGACAGCACCUUCUGCGUGACGGCGUCGGGGCUGCUGUGUGAGUUCAACGGCCAGAGGGUUCUGGACCGCUGGGUGCACCUGCAGACGGGUUCGGCGCGCUCUCUGGCGGUGACGGAGGAUCUGAUCUUCUGCGGCUGUGGGAACGGGACGGUGCGUGUGUUCGGGGCGUCUGACCUGCGCUUCAUCGCCACACUGCCCCGUCCACAUCCUCUGGGCAUCCAGGUGUCCGCCGCCACACAGCACCGGCAUCUGUUCAGCAGAACGCCGGACACCCGCUACCCGGACUCAGUGGCGGUGACCUUUGACCCCGUGAACCGCUGGCUGUCCUGUGUGUAUAAUGACCACAGUUUAUAUGUGUGGGACACGAGAGACCUGCGCGGAGUGGGCAAAGUUCACUCAGCGCUUUAUCACUCGUCCUGCGUUUGGGAUCUGCAGAUGUUUCCGAGUAAGAGCGACGGCUCCAAGCCAGCGUUUGGCUCGUCUGAUGCGUUCCUCACGUGUUCGUCUGACGGCUCUGUGCGUCUCUGGAGUUCAGACGGCGUUCCCGGCGGUGACGUCCUGAGUAACGAUCUUCUUCACAUCUUCUACAUGGAGGACAGCUCCGCCGCCCUGCUGGACGUGGAGGGAACUGCCAUCGGUGGCUCAGAGAAAGGCGAGGGAUCGAGCGGCGACGGCAGGAGCGGGAUCAGAACCAUCUGCAUCAGUCCGGACGGGACACACCUGGCGUCCGGAGACAGAAAUGGCACGCUCAGGAUUCAUGAUCUGACGUGUAUGAAGGAGCUGGUGAAGGCUGAGGUCCAUGACUCUGAGAUCUUAUGUCUGGAAUACUCCAAACCUCCAUCAGGUGUGAAUCUGCUGGCCACUGCGAGUCGAGAUCGACUGAUCCACGUGCUGGACGCUGAGGAAGACUACAGUCUGCUGCAGACUCUGGACGAGCACUUGUCCUCCAUCACGUCUGUCCGCUUCGCUGCCGCCGGUGACGGGACGCUGCGGAUCAUCAGCUGUGGAGCAGAUAAGAGUGUUUACAUCCGCACCGCUCACAGGACGGUCCGAGGAGCUGAAUUCAAGCGGACUCAUCAUGUGGUUCGUAAAGCGACUCCUAAUGACAUGGAUGUGGAUCCCUCCUGCAAGUACGCGGCGGUGGGCUGUCAGGACCGCAGCAUUCGAGUUAUCAGCAUCAGCAGCGGCAAACAGAAGAGAUCCUUCAGCGGCUCUCAGACUGGAGACGGCGGUUUGCUGAAGGUUCAGAUUGAUCCGUCAGGUCUGUUUGUGGCCUCCAGCUGCUCUGAUAAGAACAUCAAUCUGAUUGACUUCCAGACCGGAGAGAGCCUGGCCACCGUGUUUGGACACUCAGAGAACAUCACGGCUCUGAGGUUCAGCAGUGACUGCAGGCGUCUGCUCUCGUCUUCAGCUGACAGCUGUAUCUUUGUGUGGCGACUCGCUCCUGAACUCACUAUCAAUAUGAGAGAGAGACUGUCUGUGAUCAGACGCCGUGACAGGGCAUCAAGCGUCAGGAACAAUCCUUUCAGAUGUUCUUCUGUGACUGGAUUCACACUGCACAGAUCCACAUCCAUCACGAGCUGCCCAUCUGAGAGCGACCGAGAGGAAGAUAAUGAAGACAUGAAGACAGCUGAAGAGACAGGUGCAUCUGAUGAAACGCACAGGAAGGAGGCGUCUGUAGACUCGAGUGCGUGUGCGGUGGCGUGCCGUCCGCGCAGGCGCUGGUCCUGUCGUGUGGGAUCGCUGGAGCUCAUGGUGAAGUCUAUGCUGGAGCUGCGGCAGCUCGAUUCACUCUCUGAAGCUCCAGUCCAGAGCCGAAGCUGCGCUGAACGACUGCGGGACGAGGAUCGAGGCAGCACCUCCAGCCUGCAGGAUUGGAGUCUCCGGCGUCCUCGUGACUCGGCCUGGCUGGUUCCUGUCGGCGCUCCUGAACCUGAGGGUGUGGUUCUGUACCCGGAUCACUGUCCCAGCACCAGCAGCCUGCCUGGACCGUCCUACCGGAUACAGGCUCUGUCUGAGACCAUCGAACAUGAGGAGAGAGCAGAAGAAGCUCAGAGUCCCGUCAGUGGCGCCUCCAUGGGCUACGGCAGCGGAGGAUCCAGUCCAGACCACCGACACCACGAUGUGGAGGCGCUGGGCUCUGACGAUGAAUCCUGUGAUGGUAGCAGUAGCACACGGCCAAUCUGUGAUUCUGAGAGUGUUCCGCAUCAGGACGUCUGGAGGAGAAGCUCUGAGACGCUGACGGACGGCAACAAUGCAGGGUCUCAGAUGAGAUCUGAAGGAAGCAUCUCAGCAUGCUUGCACAGCCAGAAGUCCUCUAGCAGGAUGGACUCGGCAUUUCCUCAUCAGUCUGGCAGAUCCAGUGUGGCAGUGAAGCCCACGGUCAGCGGCGUCAGGCCCCUGAUGGAGGACGCAGGUGACCCCGAUCGUCCAGAGCAGCGCCGCGUCCCGCAGAGGAGCCACCCGUACCUGAGCCGCGUCUCCUGCCCCGUCAGCAGGACCUCAGCUGGACUCCAGAAAUCUGCUUCAGCACACAGUCUGAGCAGCCACCCAGGAAGGUCCCUGUCUCCGUCGCGUCUGCGGCGAGAGGCGCUGCUGAAGCUCAGUCUGGAGAAGCUCGCCCCUCAUCACGCGUCUGUCACAGCGCCGUCCUCCCCUCAGCCGUGGGACAGUCCCACCCAGAGCCGUGUCCUGCGCUCCUACAUGAGCCCCACCACCAGCUCCAUGGCCAAAACCAGCCGCUCGGCGUCCAUCGGGGACAGCCUGCAUGUGGGCAGCAGCUCCUGCGAGAGUCUGGUGAUCCCUGUGCCGUGCAGCCCGUCCUUCCUCACAAACACUCCCAAAGCCCUUCCCUUGAGAGCCGUCAGACCCCGCGUGUGUCAGCGCAGAUCGGCUUCAUCUCAGAGCCUUCUCACUGACCCGAGCUCUUCUUCAUCCUCCUCCUCCUCCUCCAGCACGGACCUCCAGCAGACGGCGGCUCACGCGGAGCGUCCUCGAGCGGCGGAGAAGGCUGACUCUGUGGCGUCUGACGCUCCUGAUGAUCAAGACGCACCGGUCGGUCUGGAGAUCUGCAGACGGGCCGCAGCUGAUCUGUGCAGCAGCGUGAGGACAGCGACACGGCUCUACAGGACGCUCAUCUCCCAUGAUGCCGAGCGCAGUGCGGAGCAGCAGCAGAUGUGUCAGCUGAUGUCAGACACGCUGCUGCACGUGCGAUCGGAGCUGGAUUCAGUGUCCGGAGCCGUGAGGAUGGAGGAGGGAAAGGAGACGCUCGCGUUACUGGAGCAAUACUCACAACUGCUGCUGCGCUCGGUGGAGAGGAGACUCCUUCAGGACGAGUAGAGCUGCAGAGUCACCUGUGUGUGUGUGUGUGUUUCACAUGCAUAUAUUUGCAUAUUUAAUUUGAACUUUGACUGAUUUGAACUUCUGUGAUCUGAGGUGUUUCUCCCGUGUCGUUUACUCUUGUGGAUUUUAAUAGUUUUUAUUUUUACCAGAGUAUUCGUGUUCCUAAUUGCUUUUAAUGUCCAUUUUUAUUGGUUUUAUUGCCAAAUAAGUUAAUAAUGUGUCUGUAAUCUGCAGUUUGUCAUAUUAGUGUUUUGUCUUAUUAUUGAAUGACACAUUAAUCAGACAUGAAUUAUUUAUUUAUCAGUGUUUGUUUGUUUGACCUGAUUUCUUACACAAUAAACUGAAAUAUGUUAUAAA